This is a messenger RNA of Penaeus chinensis, 3304 nucleotides long. Its product is annotated as hemicentin-2-like. The coding region runs from base 239 to 3304 and encodes 1021 amino acids. NCBI's taxonomy places the organism in Eukaryota, Metazoa, Arthropoda, Malacostraca, Decapoda, Penaeidae. Gene Ontology annotation, molecular function: protein binding. The record is from RefSeq and is a predicted model, not a curated record. The transcript is spliced from 15 exons.
UUUAAAUACGAAGAUUUACGUAUACAAGUGUAUCAGAUAACUAAUAUUUUUGUAUAAUACAUAUAUAGAGAGAUAUAGAUAAAAAAAAUAUAUAUAUAUCCCGCAAAUUAUGUAUUUUGAAAAGAAUCUUUUACUGUUGUAGUUAGGCAUUCGAAAAGUGCCUAAUAUCCCCCUUAUCAACAGCGAAAUCUUAGUGUAAACCUUAUUUAAAAUUCUGUGAAACCUUCAGCCAACAACCAUGAAGUUCUUGCACAUUUUCAAGUCAUUUAUUCUGCUCUCGUCGUGGACUUUGUCACCAGCUCGAAGCACCGAAGAAGCGCCCCUGGUGGCUGUCUACGCUGUGAGAGGCCAGACAGCGAGGCUCCCCUGCAACUUGACUGUACCGCCUGAGGACCCUGUGAUUCUGGUGCUUUGGUACAAGAACGGCACGAAGACGCCGGUGUUCAGCGUGGACUCCCGCUCGAGACCUCUUCAGGAGGGCAGUAACACUCGUGCCUCUGAUUUAUUUCGAGGGCGAGCGACAUUCCAGCAGCAGCCAUGGAGUUGGGUCUUGGUGGUACAGCAAGUAGAAUACAACGACCAGGGCGAGUACCGCUGUCGUCUAGAUUUCCAGUCAUCACCCACACACAAUGGCAGGGUUCAGCUACAUGUUGUUGAUCUCCCGCGGAAGCUUCGUAUUUUCACUUCCGGUGGAGCGCAGGUGGAUGGAUUAGCAUCGGUUCAGGAGUCGCAUCCACUUACCCUGUCCUGUAGAGCAACUGGAGGCGAGCCCCUCCCCAACGUCACCUGGUGGUCUGGCUCGACGCCUCUCGACCUCGAAGCAGAAGAACGUCAGCUCACCUCUUUCGUAACGGCGGCGCCUACUUCCCUCGCGGUGCCCUACGUCACCAACACGUUACACUUGCCGUCGGUCACGCGCGCCCACCUCGCGCAGAACCUGACGUGUAGGGCGGCCAACACGCCCGUGCUCCCGCCACUCUCGGCCUCGGUGCUGCUCAAACAAAUAGAUUCGAACUUGUCGGUGCACAUGACGGCGCCGACGGGGAAGCUGUCGGGAGGGCGCGAGUAUGACGUCAAGUGUGAAGCCUCUGGAGUGCGACCUCCGCCCACGCUGACCUGGUGGCUAAGAGGUCAACAUCUCACACACAAUAUUGAUGUGCAGAGCCUCGGGGUGGACUCGACGGUGUCCCUGCUGCGCCUUCAGGCUACUGCCGGCGACGACAACGGCCUGCUGGAGUGCCGCGCCACCGCCCCCACGCUGCCCCACAUCACGGCCUCAGACUCGACCAAGCUCACCGUUCACUACGUUCCCGAAGCGACCAUCAGCAUCGACGGCGUUGGCGGCUUGGCGAGCGGAGGGGCAGGCACAGCAGGGUUCCGAGCGGGUGACUCUGCAACCCUCAAGUGCACCGCCAGAGCCAAUCCGCCGGCUUACAACCAGACGUUUAUGUUCAAUGGGCGGCCCCUCCGUCGGGAGAGCGUCGUCAAGAGCGGCCUGACCGAGUCGAGCAUCACGCUCCUGCAGCUGACCCACAAGGACGCCGGUCUCUACACUUGCCUCGCCUCGAAUCCUGAGGGAGAUGGUCAGAGCAACGCCGUCGCCCUCCACAUCGACUACGCCCCCGUGUGUGAAUGGGAAGGAGCUCGCGAGAUCCUGGCGGCCGUCGGCGAGGAGGUCGAGAUGGAGUGCCGCGUGAGGGCGUCGCCUCCUCAGGUCACCUACGAGUGGGAGAGCAUCACCGUCGCCGAAGGAAGGGAAAUGGUUCGGGAGCCUCUGCGGCACAUCGACAACGGGCUGACCUCUCGGGGCGCAGUGGUGGCCGGCAACAGCUCCCACGGGCGGCAGCGGGCGGAGUGCCAGCCGUCCAACGAGGUGGGGCCCGCCGACCGACCGUGCAUCUUCGCCAUCACGCUCGUAGAGCCUCCCAGCGCCCUUGAAGGCUGCCACUACCACGACGUCACCACCGACUCUGCUGCUGUGACCUGCUCGCCGGGGUCAUCGAUGUCGGUCCUACCACAGCUCUACCACAUCGAGGUGCGUGAGGGGAACCGCCUGGUGUCAGCACACAACAAGACGGAGCCGAGAUUCGUGCUGACGGAGCUGUCGCCCGAACAAGACUACGUGCUGACGAUGUACGCUUCACACGCCAAGGGCCGAGGCGAGGAAAGGACGCUGCUGCUGAAGACACACACGCCGAAACCACAGCAGGUUCUCCCGAAGGAUGUAUCCGUGAACUCAGUCAACAAAGUCUCUGAAGUGGCGCCCACCGUCGCGGCUGGGGGCGGCGGAGGUCCUCAGGUCAGUGUUGUGGUCGCGGGAGUCGUGGGCGUGGUGGUGGGCGUGGCUAUCGUCGUGGCAGUGGUCGUGACCUGCAGGGCGAGGCGGGGUCAUGCGUCCUCGCCCGGGAAAUCGGAGCAGUAUCAUCACUCUAAGGACUCGCUUCUGGAACUCCCUCAGGGCUCCAUGUACCAGACCUGCACUCGGCACCCGUCGCGAGAGCUGCUGACGACGUUCUCGCCGGGCCCCGUCGUGGUGACGCAGGUGACGUCCGGGCGCUCCUCCAUCCGGUCGUCGCCGCUGCCGCGCCGCUCGUCCACCCGCAGCGCGCCCGGGGGCACCUCCCCCCGCGGCCACCGCCCCCGCAGCCGGAGCGGAGGCCCCGUCAACGUGGUGGAGGUGGAGGCCGACACGUGCAUGACGCCAAGGGUGGAGAUCGAGUCGCCGUCGCGGGAGUCCAUCUGCGGCCGCCUCAGCCUCCGCGGCGACCCCUACACCAUCCACGACUCCCCGCCUCUGUCCCUGCGGCCGGACCCGCUCACGCUCUCGGUGCAGCACCAGCACGCGAACCCGCAGUCCCCGGCCGACGCCAAGAACCCGACGGCGCACUCCCUGGCGCACGCGUACCGGACGGCGCCUCACCCCCACGCCGCGGGCCCGCUCCACCCCGAGCCCCAGAUCCACAUCGUGUCGCAGCAUCCCCACACCACGCUCGACCUCGCCCCGCUGCCCCACGCCGCCCCGGAGCUGACGGCGACGCAGCCCCGCGAGGCGCCCCAGGCCCGCGCCCUCAACCCCGCCGCGCAGGGACACCCGGCCCUCUUCGCGUCGCAGCUGCCCCCCCCUCAGGGCAUGUUCGUCGCCCAGCCCCACGGCGAGCCCCCCCACGCCCACCACCUGCCCCCCCCGCCCUCGCGCGACCCACCGACCAUCCCCCCCCAGCCUCAGACCGAAGCACCCGCAAUUCAUCAACAAUGUAGUUCACCCGAGACUGGUUUAAUAAAAAUUCAUCCAACUUUUCGGUAG